GUUCUUUAUCUUUUUAUCAUCGCCAUCGCUAUCAGUUCAUCAAACGCGCAUGUGAAUUUUGUAAAUUUUGUUAUUUUUUGCCUAAAGUAAUUAUUACCGCAAAAAAUGGAGGCUUUAGCAGGCGCGCAACUCACCGGUGCACAACGAGACGAAUUAAUGGAUCAAGUAAAACAACAAAUAGCACUAGCCAAUGCGCAAGAACUUCUCGGGAAAAUGACCGAAAAGUGUUUUAAAAAGUGCGUUCAGAAACCAGGGACAUCUUUAGAUAGCUCAGAGCAAAAAUGUGUUGCCAUGUGUAUGGAUAGAUAUAUGGACUCGUGGAAUCUAGUAUCGAAAUCAUACAGUACGAGACUUCAAAAAGAAAGACAGCGGUUAUAGUUCAGUCAUUAAAUAUUAUUUUGAAUGGAUUCAUAGUGAUUUACUAGCUGCUGUAAAUUUUUUCUCCAUAUCUUCUUUUGUAGUGUUAAUUGUUUUCAUCAAGAUUCUCGCUGGUGCUUUGAAAGCUUUUUUGUCAGCCAUCUUAUGAAAGACCAGUAAUUUAGAGGCAGGCAACGUCACUAUCUCCUGUUGCAAUCUCUUGCCUCUUUUCUUUUAAAUAUUAAACCUCUACAACACUUAUCUCAGUACUUGGUACCAUCAUUAUUUUUUUUUAAACUGUAAACUGAUAUGCAGUAUUUUGUGAAAAUUUCUUCAAUUCUCGGAGUCUUUCAGUAAAAAUGAUCUAUCUACAAUUGAGUUGAACUGUGCUAGAUAAUGAUAAAAUUUGGUAGAGUCUCAAGAGGUUUUUGGAAGUGCUCCUUGGCUCAACUUAAUACUGGUUCUGUUCUAUCGGUAUUUUGUAGAUAACUCUAUUUUUAAAGACUCAAUUGUAGAUAAAUCUCGAUUGCUGAGUAGUGUGCAUUUUGUCUGUAUGUGAGAAAUAUUUUGAGGAAAUUUCAAGGAGUAAAUUUGGUCUGCCCUUCCGCAGAAAUGUAAAUCAGAAGUCUUAAUUGUUAAAGUGUGUUUCUGCAUUUAGCAAUGGAUAAAUAGCAUUAUCCAUUUAAUUCUUUUCUUUCUUUCUUUUCCAGGGAAGAAACUACAUAUACUAUGCUUUAGAUCGUAUUCUUACAAAAUAAGAUAACUUCUCUUUUGUAAAAAUUCUUGCUUCAUUUCCAGGAUGAGAGUAUUUUUUGUUUCCAUCUGGAAAUUUUUUUAAGAAUUGGAAUGUUUUAAUUGACCACUAAUGUUUAGGUUUCUUGAGGUAUAAUUAUUUAACAUAGCUCCUUUCCCUGCAUUUCCACAAAAUUAAUGCCCUCUGUCCUCUUUAAAAUCUGAUUUGUUCAAAAUUACCCAAUCUCAAGAUUUUUUCGUCAGAAGUUAAAAUCUCAAAAACUGCAGGUAUAUUGUUUUAACAGUUAAAGCUACAAAUGUUUCUUUUCCCCCGGUCUUUGUUUGAACAAGUUUGAUCAAAAUUAAAAUUUUCAUUUCUUCUGCACAGUCA
Messenger RNA from Bemisia tabaci, 1480 nucleotides. RefSeq names its product mitochondrial import inner membrane translocase subunit Tim13. The record is from RefSeq and is a predicted model, not a curated record. Lineage: Eukaryota; Metazoa; Arthropoda; Insecta; Hemiptera; Aleyrodidae.